UUAUAAUGUAUAUAGUUCAUUAACGCCAGGGUAUCUAUUCCUCUGAUUUUGCUUUCUUUGAUUUUUUUUCCACAUUGAGGGGAGCCUCAAUUUUCCAAAGAAAGGGGAUGUAAUGUAGUGAUUGUAUAAAUCACUACAUACAUAUAGCCUAGACAUCAUAAUGUAAAAUACCCCUUCUCAGAACCAUCCCUUUUUAUGUCCAUACCCCCUUCUCAGAACCCUUUUCAUUUAUGUAAUCCACGCCAAUAAAAACCCUUAUUGUUAAUAGUUCAAACAACCCCUAAUCAUAGAACAAAGAACUGCCUUCCCCUUCCCAAUAAUCAAACCCCCCUUUUGUCCUAUACCCAAACACUUGGAUUAUAAUUUAUGUAGAAGCUUGAAGAUAUAUUGAGUGUACACCCAAGGGUGGAGGUUAGAUAAGUUAAGAUCAUCACAGAGUUAAGAUCUACAUCGACGUACGUUGUGAUAUGCUUUUCAACUCUACAUGCAAUAUUGCUGGAGAUGAUUAAUUGAUGAUUAAUAAAGAUUCUUGAUUGAAUUGUACGUCGUAUGUUCCUGUGUCGUCAUUGAGAUGCUCCCAACUAAGAAAUGAACGAUCCCAACACAACAGUAGGCUGCACAUUCAGAGCUCUUAACUUGACUGAUGAACGGUUUGCAAGGCAGACUAUCACAAGCCGAUAAAUCCUCUGGGAAACCCCCUGACACCGUUUUUACGUCACUGGCAAUUUGGGGAUUCCCCGUCCCCGAUAUGCCGCCUGCCUGAGGCUGAGCGUGCAGUGCACAAUAAUGCAGUUAGCAUGGAGCUAUAAAACACUCAUGCAGUUAGUGUAUAUAGAUAAAUUUGCGAAUACGGCACGUACCUUCUUACGUCACAGAGACUGCUGCACAAUCCGGAAUUAGAAGACAAACGUUACAACAACUUGGACUUUUGAAAUAAAUUAAUUCAUUGAUCGCCAGUAGAAGAGCUAAACCAUCGAUUCGUAUGAUAUAAUCGCAGUUCAUUUGAUUGUGAACUUUCAAGAUGGCCGCCCGUCCCUUGGAUGCUCUGUCUGCUGUAGAUGUAGAGAAAGAUGCUGGAAUGACUGACCCAGGAACGAGCUCUUGUAUCAAAGGACUUGGAGCAUUAUGUCUCAUGUUUGAUAGUCACAUAGCUCAGCUUGAUAAACUCAAGGAAACAGCUCUUAGAACGGAGCAAGAUCUGGGGUCAAAGGUCACUAGAUUGGAACAGAAGAACAGAGAACAGGAUGAGAAGAUCAGAAGGUUAGAGCAGGAAAAUAUUUUGUUGAAGGGAAAUUGUCAUAUUUCGAAUGGAGAGAAAGAUCAGCAACACACAAGUCGUUCAGAUGAAACCAUUGACUGGAAGAAAAAAUAUGAGGAGAUGAGGAAGGAAUGUGAGAAGCUUAAGGGAGAGUUGCGUCUCAUCAAUUCUAUGAGGAAUUCAGGCAGCCUUUGUAAUUCCGAAGCAGGAGCCAAACAAGAUGAGAUAUCUGCAGAGGAAGAAAGUCCAGUCACCAUGGAUCACCAGUUAUAUAUAUCUGAGAAAGUUCCGGCAAGUGAUUUUAAACACAUCCUUCGUCAUUUGAGUGUGAACGACACGGAUGUGAAGAAUAUUUAUAAUGAAAACCGUGAUGAUGCCAAGGAAUGUAUCAUACAAGGGCUAGAGAAAUGGAGGAAAAUCAAGGGGACAAAGGCCACAGUAGGGGCCCUAGUUCAAGGGUUGUUGAAAGGUCAUCAACGAGAUGUCGCUGAAGAGUUCUGUGAGAAAAAUAAUCUACAUCAACUACAGAAGAAAAUUGGUCUAGUUGAAGAUACAGUAUCACUAGCAGGAUUGUCAAAUGCCACCGGAAAUGAAGAAGUUGAUUUUCCAGGUUCUGAUUUUACUGCUGCCCCAGUAUGCCCUUCAGAUAGACCACUUCACAUUACAGUAUGGACUCAUCUGAUACACCCUACUCCUACCAGCCUUGAAGAGUUAGACCAGGAACUCUCUGAAUGUGACCUUUUUACCUCGGACCAACUCAAACAAAUCACCAAGAGGAAAUUCUUCCAAAAUGAUUCUGAGAGAGAAGAAUUCUUGAGGGUAUGUGGAGAUGGGAAUGUAAUUGUUGUCCUCCAUGAGUUAGUAAGAAGAUUGUCAUCAAGAAAUGAGACAGACCAAUCCACAGUUAUGAUGGACCUUGGCAAGCUACUUCGUAAACUGGGAAGGAAAGAUAUCCGCAGCGUUUUAAUCACCUACCUUCAAAGCGGUGUGAUAGGACCCAGCAUAGAUGAGAAGGUAUACUAUCGUGAUCGUGACCUUUGUUAUAGAACAAGAAAUGAGAUUGGACAUCAGCUAUCCGAACGUCAACCUAAUGAUUUUCAUGACUGGAGAUGCUUUGCAAGUGAUGUUGGGUUUUCGCAGCAAAUAUCAAAAUUUGAAAGGUCAUCAAACCCUGGAUCGGAGGUAUUAAAAACCUGGGGAACGAGUAAUGAAGCGACGAUAGGAAGGCUAUAUGGAUGGGCAGUGAAGGAACAGAGAUGGGACAUUGUCAAGAUCAUGGAAAAAGAUAUGUCUAAUCUUGGAAUCUAAGAGGAAGGAGGAUCUGGGUCCCGUCUUACAAAGUAUUACGAUUGAUCGGAUCAAUCUCAACUAUAUUAAAAUCCAUUAAUGUCGUACUUUUUUCUACAGGAAAUUUGCACAAUAUCCUUUGUAAACAAAGAGAAGCACACAGAAUUUUCAUGAAAAUGAUGAAUGUGUAAGUAUGCAUCAUAUUUGUUUUGAAUAAACAUGAAUUUUAGAUGUUGAUGUUGCUGUCUUUCCAUAGUUGUGGUUGAUCGGAUCAAUUAUAACACUUUGUAAGAUUUGGCCCAGAUGUCCUCUCUUCUUUAAGGAUGUAAAUAUAAUAUUUCUCUAUCUUCAUGGUUUUCUGACUGUAUCGUCAAUAAUUCAUUUGAUUUUAUCAAUCCAGCAGCCGGCUUUUAUCAGUACUACCAUGGUGGGCCGUUUCAUAAAGCUGUUUGUAAGCUGCGAACAAUGUUUAGAGUGAUUGGAACUUAGUCAAAUAUGGUUCGAUGAACUGUUUAUGAAUCAGUUUUUCAUUUUACAAAUUUUAAAUGAUAAGUAAUGAGAAGAAGUGGAAAUUAGACCAAAUGGGAAUUAUUAGACCAAUUAAAUAGAUUAUACCAAAGUGAUAGUAGACCAAAUGGGUUUCGCCAAUGUGGUAUUGGACUAUCUUAGAAGUAUAGAGGACAAGUGAAUGUAUACCAUCUGUAAGCACCCCUUGUAUGAACUAGGGGGUGUUUCACAAGAUUUCAGUAUGACUUAGAGUCUCACUUAAAUGCCUAUUUGCAUGCAGUAUAAAAGGCAUGACUGCAUUGGUCAGACCAUGCCAAGAGGAUGCGCACUACUGCAUAAGGUUGUGGGUUACAUAUCAUAUACGCGUCAGCAUUUAAGUGCGACUUUAAGUCAUACUUAAAUCUUUGUGAAACCUCCCCUAGGUCUUCUGUUUCUUGUUAAUAGUGUUUCUUCUUUAAAGCAAGGGAACCUGUCUGUAAAGACCUAUUGCUAAGAAGAAAUAAGUUUUCUUGUCUCCCCAGGCUAGUGGGUGUUUCAUAAAGGUGUUUGUAAGUUAGAAAAGACUGUACACACAGCUGUUGAUCCUUUCUUGUGCUAAAUGAUUAAAUCCUGAUGCAGCUCACUUACCACCUAUUUGUUCCACUCAUGCAUAAAGUCAUACAUAACUUUGUAAAUAGGUUUAUAAAACACCCACCAGGGGGUGUUUCACAAAGAUUUAAGUGUGACUUAGAGUUGCACUUAAAUGCUGACGCGUAUAUGAUAUGUAACCUACAACCUUAUUGAUUAAUACGCAGUAGUGCGCAUCCUCUUGGCAUGAUCUGACCAAUGGGGUCAUGCCUUUUAUACAGCACGCAGCUAAGCAUUUAAGUGCAUCUCUAAGUCAUACUUCAAUUUUUGUGAAACACCCCCUUGUCUUUAUGAACAGGUUUCACUGUAUCAGUAUUAAGAUGUUAAUAUUAACUUAAGCCAUCUUUUAAUGAAUCUUAUAAAAAUCACCUAUUGCAUUUGCAGAAAUAGCUAGAUUAGAAAAAAUAGUUUUUAAGGUGCCCGACUGUUACGCACAAAUAAUGCAAGCCCUGAAGUGAUAUUGGUUUCAGUGGAGCUGGCCCCCCCACUGUAUAGGCACACAUGAUACACAUAUUUAUCAUUUAGAUGUGUUUUAUCUCACUUGUAAAGAUAGUUUGUAAUUAUGUGCAAAUGUUUAAGCAGCACCUCCCAAUACCCAAAUUCCAAAGACCAUUUCAUUAUUGUAAUUAUUUCAUUUUGAAUGUACAUACAAUCUUAAGCAAUAUUGCAUAUAUGGACACACAAUGUAUAUUAGUUUUUGACGAUAGAGCAAUAUAUUACAUAGGUUAUGUAGAUUCGAAUCAGUGAUAGGUCAAUACGUCAUCACGUGACCAUAGCUGCGAGGAUCGCAUUUGUUAUAUUCUAGGUUUUGACGUCACCUCAGGGAAUAUACUGCAUUGUAUUUUCAAUUGCGGCGUUAUAUUCACUAAGGUGACGUCACUCGCUGCAUACAAGUUGCGUAACAAGGUAGUUUAUUUGAUGUACGUGCUAAUGUUAACGCGUCGAUUGCAUGAAGAACGCGUUUGAUGUAUUUUCCAAAAAAAAAUCUAUUAUGACGUAGAUGGAUCAGAGCUGUAGCAAGAAUUUCGGGUUUGAGCCAGAUGAUGAAUGCAAUUUCUGAUGGCGAAUCCACAUAUACUAUAUAAUAUAACAGAUAUUGCCUGGUCUAUCGUUUUAAUAAAUAACAUUUCAACUCCCCUCCGACGCUAUAUUUUCCCCUCGGGAUAAUAUUUUCCCUCAGCGCUGCGCGCUUCGGGCAAAAUGUAAUCCCUUGGGAAAAAUAUAACUCCGUUGGGGAGAGGAAAUGUUAUAUUCAAACUCUAGGUAGGCAAUAUCUGUAUAAUAUUUUAUUUUGAUAAAAGUAUAACAAAUUUCACAUGAAUUGCCAAUCUGAAGAAAGGUAAAAUAUCAACAACAACAAAAACACAUUUCCUAAAGAUCUUCUGCGUAGGAUUAUAUCAUAUCAAAUUUCAAAAGGUAACAACAGGUGCAGAUUGCUAUGUUCAAAUUCUUUAGUUGUUUAUUGUCCAAGUAAAUCCAUAUUUAUUCUAUACCAGCCAUAGUAUGUACCAGUAUCUGAACACUUGCUGAUACAGUCAAAUAUACUUCAGCAGUCACCUGAACAGAAGAACCAAAUGUUUAUAAAGACCACUAAUAUUGUUUCCCUUCUAUCACUGGCGUAAAUCCGUGUUGAUGGGUGGGGGGGAUGACUGAAAUAUUUUGGCAUUUUUUUUGCAAUCAUGUUUUUAGAUAUGCAAGGAAUUGUCAUUGGUAUGUCCACAGUGGCGAACCGUGGGUCACGGAAUGGGGGGGGGGGGGCACCAGCAAAAUUUUUGAAUCACUGAGUAAUUCUGACCUAAUAGAGACAUGGACAAUGUCAUUAAAGGGAUAUGUAUCUCACUGAUCAAAUAAUGCGAGCGCAAAGCGCGAGCUGAAAUUUUUUUAUAUUCACACCUAAAAAGGGACAUUGUAAUCAAAUUUGUGUAAUCAUGAUAGGUACCUGUCUCGCUAAACAAUGCAAGCGCGAAGCGCGAGCUGAAGUUUUCAUAUAUUUUUACCCCAAACAGCGAGAUUUUAAGGAAUAUAUUUUAGGAAUCCAUUAAGAGCAUGCAUAUCUCACCAUAGUCAUCUAAUGCGAGUGCCAAGCGCUUGCUGAUUUUAUCAGAAUUACAUCUGAACACAUGAAACACUUUUUGUAGUCAUUGCAAUCAUGAUUAUCAUACGCAUCUCUCUAAUCAAAUAUUGCGAGCGCGAAGCGCGAGCUGAAAAUUUAGAUAGUUCAGACCUGAAGUGGACAUUCUAAGGUUUCUUUGUAGGAAUUAACUAGGACCAUACGUAUUUCAUUAACCAAAUGAUGCGGGCGCGAAGCGCGAGCUGAAAAUUUUUUAUAUUCAGAUCAUCAGAAGGGACAUUUUAAGGACUGAUUUUAGGAAUGCAUGAAGAGCAGACACAUCUCACCAAUCCACUAAUGCGAACGUAAUCACAGGAAAUGUUUCAUAUAUUUUGACAUUCGAUCUUGAUCCCUUCCCAAAGACCCCAACAUUGAUGAAUUGGAAGAAACGGGGGUACCUCUUCAAUGUUAUAAUAAGGACAUAAGUAUUUCGUUUGGAAAUGGUGAACUGGCUCUUUGUUUGCAUUUUAUGAUUCAACGCAUACGCAUCUCUCUAAUCAAAUAUUGCGAGCGCGAAGCGCGAGCUGAAAAUUUAGAUAGUUCAGACCUGAAGUGGACAUUCUAAGGUUUCUUUGUAGGAAUUAACUAGGACCAUAUGUAUUUCAUUAACCAAAUGAUGCGGGCGCAAAGCGCGAGCUGAAAAUUUUUUAUAUUCAGAUCAUCAGAAGGGACAUUUUAAGGACUGAUUUUAGGAAUGCAUGAAGAGCAGACACAUCUCACCAAUCCACUAAUGCGAACGUAAUCACAGGAAAUGUUUCAUAUAUUUUGACAUUCGAUCUUGAUCCCUUCCCAUAGACCCCAACAUUGAUGAAUUGGAAGAAACGGGGGUACCUCUUCAAUGUUAUAAUAAGGACAUAAGUAUUUCGUUUGGAAAUGGUGAACUGGCUCUUUGUUUGCAUUUUAUGAUUCAAUAAAAUUGUUUUAUUUGUUAAGCGGUAUUUCAGGAAGAAUUUUCACCAAUAAAACAAUUAUCUCUUGUGAUUUUUGUCAUUUCUUUCGUAAAAAGUGGGGGGGAUGUUUGUACAGGCCAUCCCCCCCUCCUCGAAAAGUGGGGGGGAUAUAUCCCCCCCAUCCCCCCCGGGAUUUAUAUUGUUCACCAUUGAAAUGUGUACAAUCAAACCUUCUUCAGUGAUCACCUGUAUAGAAGGACCAUUAAAACCUUUAAUUUGGUUUCCCUUGAAUAGUAUUCCAUAUUGAAACAUGUAUUACGAGCACAUGUUCAUUAAGACCACCUGUUAUUAAGACCAUUUUUCUUGCCUUCCUUGGGUGGUCUUCAUAUACACGUUUAACUGUAUUAGAUAUUGCAAUAAAUAUCCAAAUGUAAGAAGAUAUUUGUACAUUAGAUUAUGAUAUAAACAAUCAUGAAUGAUCUGUAAGUGUGAAUGUUUUUUUUUAAUUGAAGAUUCAUUUGUUUUUUCACCCUCUUGCAAUUCCUCAUCAUGUUGAGACUGAUUUGUUGAAAAUCAAGAACGGAAGAAAAUUCAUUUAUAUUCUAUAACAUUUGAUAAUGUCUGUGGAUUGUAUGAAUUGCAUUGCAUUAUACUUUCCUUUAAAGUGCAUUCUUGUAUAUUAUCUACCCCCCCCCCCCUCCGGAAAAAAAAUAAUUAUUAAUCAUAAUGACAAAAUUAUGAAAGUGGUUCAUUAUAGGCAAGAUUAAGUUGUAUUGUUUAUUUUUGGGGGAUUUAUAUUGUGCCUUUUAUGUGUACCUGAUUAUUAUUUUUUUAUGUUUACAUCUUUUUAUAUUAUUUGAAAUCAGUUAAUGUUGCAAGAAGGAGGGAUAUAUUUCUUCUCUAUCACUUCAUAAUCAUUUUCUCAAUGCCCAAAGCAAUAAUGACUUGUAUUAGUUAUUUCUUGGUAAUGUCAUUUAUUUGACGCAAGAUAAAAUUCCUUGCUCUAUAAGAUCAUGCAAGGAAUCAAACCCUGGUCUUUCAUACUGUUUUGGGGUGCAUUGGCACACUCAGCUAAUACACCAUGGCAAAAAUUUCGUUAAAUUAGUUUUUCUUAACCAAAUUAUUGGCUUUCAUACUGUUAUCCCUUGAUCUCCAGUGUGUUUCUUUCUUUCCAAGUACGUUAUCAACUCAAUGAGUGAGUGUUUUAACAUCAUUUUUAUUUUAUUUACAAAUAUAAGAUACAUCAUUUCAGGAAAUUUUCAGUUUCUGAAAGCAAAUGUUUCAGUGAAUAAAGCUUUAUUAUAUAUUUCA
Lytechinus pictus (painted urchin) is the source of this 7990-nucleotide messenger RNA. RefSeq lists its product as uncharacterized. Lineage: Eukaryota; Metazoa; Echinodermata; Echinoidea; Temnopleuroida; Toxopneustidae. The record is from RefSeq and is a predicted model, not a curated record. Gene Ontology annotation, biological process: signal transduction. Gene Ontology annotation, molecular function: protein binding. The transcript has 10 exons. Bases 1022 to 2566 code for a protein of 514 amino acids.